AUGGAGAGCGACUCUAAAACACACAGUGGUGAAGAUACUACUCCAGAUGACUGGAUGGCUAUGGUUGUAGACAGUCCAGAUGGAAGUCCUGCUGCCAGUCCUGCUGCUACACAGAAACCCUCAGAAGAAGAGGAUUUUAAACUGUCCCUGAUCACCUGGAAUGUGGACGGGCUUGAUUUGGAAAAACGUCCAGAGCGUUCCAGAGGCCUGGUUAAAUAUUUAAACUUACACAACCCUGAUGUGGUGUUCCUGCAGGAGCUCGUUCCCCCUUAUGUCCAGUUCUUGAAGGAACAGCUCAUCAACUACCUGAUGAUUGAAGGUGGUCGGAACGGUUGCUUCACAGGGAUGUUGCUGAAAAAGUCACGAGUCAAACUUGUGGAGAGCGAGAUGGUACCUUAUCCCACCACUAAGAUGAGGAGGAACCUGCUGGUCGCUCAGGUGAUCGUCAACGGUCUGAAGCUGUGCCUGAUGACAUCUCACUUUGAGAGCUGUAAGGAAAAUACUGCAGAGCGCCUGAAUCAGCUGCAUGUGGUGAAGCGGAGGUUGAAACAUGCACCUGAUGAUGUCACCGUUGUGUUUGGGGGAGACACAAACCUGAGGGACGCGGAGGUCAGACGCUGCUCCUUCCACUCAGAUACAGCCAGUAAACUUGUAACAAGAAAUCACAGUAACUCUUUUCUCUGGACCCGUCUCAGGUGACCAAGGUGGGCCUGCCUGCAACUGUCUG
Pundamilia nyererei is the source of this 727-nucleotide messenger RNA. Its product is annotated as tyrosyl-DNA phosphodiesterase 2-like. Gene Ontology annotation, molecular function: 5'-tyrosyl-DNA phosphodiesterase activity; single-stranded DNA binding. The transcript has 5 exons. Gene Ontology annotation, biological process: double-strand break repair. The record is from RefSeq and is a predicted model, not a curated record. Gene Ontology annotation, cellular component: PML body; cytoplasm. NCBI's taxonomy places the organism in Eukaryota, Metazoa, Chordata, Actinopteri, Cichliformes, Cichlidae. The coding region runs from base 1 to 699 and encodes 232 amino acids.